UCCGCUCUAACGAACAUUAAAACUGUUUUUCUAACGGUCUCCGCGGCUUCUGUGAUCCGUAUAUUAUUCUCUUGUAACGGUUAACGUGUCGUGUGAACGGCAAAACAAUCGCCGAACGGCGCCGUGUUUGUGUCCGGUUUCCUGCUCGGUGCUGUGCAGUGCCGUGUGCAGCAGGCUGGCGCUCCGCUCAGCGAUGGCGUAGGGGAGACAGCGCAGGGUCGACAAGAUGGAGAAAGGCGGCGGCGUGAGGCUCGCCAGUCGUGGAGGAGGAUGGGAGUGAGGGCGGCAGAGCGAUGGCUGUGGCGGAACAUAUAAAGAGCGGCAUCCUUCUGCAGACUUCCUGAUCCUGAGGAGGUAGCAAGGGGGUGUUGGCUUGUGUUGCCACAGCAGCAGUCGUGGAGGAGGAGGAGAAGCGCCUGUUUCGGUGGCGCCACGCCCUGCUGCAGGGUAUGGAGUACCACAGCACGGGGACCCUGCCGCUCCUGGGCAGCCCCCGCUAUUGCCCUGGGGCCAACAGCGCCAGUGGCUACCUCUGCCAGACUGGCCACUGCUGUGGAGAGACCGGAUGCUGCACGUACUACUACGAGCUGUGGUGGUUUUGGCUGUUAUGGAGCGUGCUGAUCCUGUUCAGCUGCUGCUGUGCUUAUCGGCACCGGCAGGCUAAGCAGAGAGUGCAGCAGCAGCAGAGGCAGAGAGAGAUCAACCUGAUGGCCUACCACGGAGCCUGCAGCUACCCAUCCUCUAUGCUGGACCUCAGUUUCCUUGCAUCGCUAAAACUGCCAUCCUAUGAAGAAGUAGCAGCCCAACCUAGCACCCCACCGCCACCCUACAGUUCGGUAGCUUACCCACGAGGCUCUGCUCACCCUGGUCCGAGUCACAUGUUGUCCUCCCAGAGUUCUGAUAACUACACCAGCUGCUCCUGUGACUCCUGUUGUCCUUCAUCCCCCUGUAGCUCCUCCCCCUCCUCUGCCCAGCUCACUGACGAGACCGACACAAGCCACACCUCCACACCUUCCCACAGUGAAGCAGUACCCAUUAAUUCCAUAUCCGUGUUUGCCCACUCAACUGCAGCUUCAGAGGCACAUGGUGAGACUGUUUCUACUCCACCCCUCAAUGAACCUGGUCCCAACUCUUCAUUAAAUCGGGCAGAAUCAAUGGAGGUGGAAAUAUCGGACUCCGCCUCCCUCGACUGCAAUGGCAACAGGACUGUUAAAACAGUUACCAAUCAAGCAAUUAACAACAACAAGAUCAGUAAUGCAGACGAAACCACUAAAUCCAAUGAAACUAUUAAUACAAUUCACAUUAGUAAUACCAGUGACAUCACUAAUGCUAGUCAGGCCUGCACCAUCACUGAAAGUAAUACAACCCAAUCCAACCUUGCCAAUGAUAUUAGCAGCGUGGGUCAAACAUCUAACCCCAGUCCUACCAGAGACACUAUGAUCAGUAACACCACUGACUUAGGCCUUUUUCAACCUCCCAGCAAUACGUCCCAAAACAUCCCAGCUGCCACUCGCCCUACUGUUGCCGUGCCUCCGUCCUCUCCACCAUCUUGUUCUCCUAUCUCUCCGCCCUCCCCUUCUCUCCCUCCUCCAUUAUUCCCUCUCACUGACCCUUUGGGAGCUGUCUCAGAGCAACAAAGUUCCCCGACAAAGUGGGAGGGCCCUGUGCAAGAACGACCACCUACCCCGCCCCCUCAGUCUCCGCCCAGACCGGUGCUCUUCUCCCCAGAUUUCCUGGAGCCGGAGCGGCGGGAUUCGGCCGUCUGCGAUCUGGAUGUGGACCAGACGCACUUCCAGCAGCGUCGCCUGACGGGAGACUCCGGCAUCGAGGUGUGCCGCUGCCGCAUCGAUCAAGAGGAAGAAGAGGAUGAGGAAGAUGAAGAGAGGGAUCACUUGGAGGCGGACUGCUCCGUCCGAGCCCAGCUGACUCCUUCCACAGGAGAUGGGUUAGUGGAGUGGCCAGACAUGUGCAGCUCGGCCCCCUCUGCACCAACUAAGGCAGAGGCAGUUGUCAUAGCCAUGGAAACCAUUUGACGGACAGGUGGGCCAUUGGAAUCCAGUGUACAAGGGCUGAGUGUGGCUUUAGAGAAAGCAAGUGCAGAGAAAGCCUUUUGCGUUGGGGUUUCAUAGCAAGUCAGUGUGGAGGUGGAAUCCCCCUGGACCGCUGAAGAGAGAAUUAGUGAAAGGCAGUAGUCAAGAGUCCAACCAGUUAAAGUAACUUUGCUACUGCAUUAGGACUGGCUUAGGAUCAUAGAGUGGUUUAGGUAAAUCUGUAGCUUGACAGCAUAGGAAGGUUCUCUCUGUCUCUGUGUCUCUCUGUCUGUUUCUUUCUCUGUUGUUUUGAGAGAAGGAUAAAGAUGUUCUCCAGCGCUUAACACAAAGCCCAUUUUUCUGCUGACAGACAGACUGAUGUCAGAGCCACGGACUCUGCUGAAACACACCCACAUGCACACAGUAACCAUUAUGUUUGACCCUGAUGUGGGACGGUGGUACAACCAUGCCAGCUCAUCUGGCCUCCUCUGUGAACAAUACAAUAUAUUCUGUAGCAACAUUCAUAAUUCCUUCUCUCUAUCUGUCUAUCUAUUUAUCUAUCUAUCUAUCUAUCACUCUGUCUCUCUUUCUCCCCCUUUAUCUCCCUCUCCUUUUCCCUGCUUUUAUUGUAGCCUCUAGCACAGGAUCAGAGACCUGUUCCCUGUCCUGUUGAGUGGAGUGUCGUACGCUUUGAUAGACUAUGAAGCUGCUUGAAAUGCUCAUGGUUUAAACAAUGCCAACAGUAAAGAUGCAAUAACACAAACACAACUAGUCAUAACUGUCCCGUGUGCCUCUGGGUAAUGUAGUUCAUGCCAGGGUCAGGCAGCCAUUUAGCGCUCUGUGUUAACUGGAGCUUACGGCCGAAUGUAAAAGGUCCUUCACAGGUUCACACAAACCAAACACGCACCCGAACACGACAGAACACUCUAGAACACACAGAAACAUCAGAUUGCGUUCUCUUGUUUUUCCAGUGUUUCAGAACACCAGCUUGGCCAAACAGAUGCUGCACCUCAAAGCACGGAAGAAGAAAAAAAACCUCAGGACAUUGUUUUUGUUCCGUUCUUGAUUUUUAAUAACAUUUUGUUACGUCUUUAUGUGGAAACAUUUAAACAGCAAUGCUCAUUGGCAACAUGAAAGCAGUCUAAAGACUUAACAGACUCUUUGAACUGCUAUCUACAAAGAUGAAUAUAAAUAUGGGAAAUACGUAUACAAAUAAAUAUAUAUGUAGGUACAGAUGAUAUAUAUAUAGAUAUAUAUGCUCUCUGUGAAAUUAUAUAUAUUUUCUAAGCAUGCCAUUUCAUUUGGAGUGCAUCACAGUGCUAAAAACUGGUGUAAAAUAUAAUCUGAGGCUGAGGGAUUGUGUGUAUUGACACUAGUGUUACUAUGGCAUCAGUACCAAGUUACAAUUACGUUACUAUGGCGUUACCAUGGUGCUGCCGUGGCGUUACUAUGACAACCUUCUCUAGUCUGAGCAAUAGAGUAUGUUUGAUGUUGAUGUGAGACUGUGAAAGGUGUGCAGAUGUUAUUCUCAAUGACUUCAACACUAAAAGAGUCAAGUGAAAA
This is a messenger RNA of Pygocentrus nattereri (red-bellied piranha), 3593 nucleotides long. RefSeq names its product mucin-2. The transcript is spliced from 5 exons. Lineage: Eukaryota; Metazoa; Chordata; Actinopteri; Characiformes; Serrasalmidae. The coding region runs from base 450 to 2033 and encodes 527 amino acids. The record is from RefSeq and is a predicted model, not a curated record.